Messenger RNA from Eruca vesicaria subsp. sativa (arugula), 871 nucleotides. Lineage: Eukaryota; Viridiplantae; Streptophyta; Magnoliopsida; Brassicales; Brassicaceae. The record is from the annotation of a GenBank genome assembly.
CAAGAACACAAAAACAAUAUGGGUUUUACUAAAGAGUACCAAGAUCGGUUCUGUUCCACGCCUAAGCUUCCUCUGUUUUCAUAUCCAAUGAACAUGCCAUAUGAAACUCCGGGAUCAGCUACACCGCCCGUUAACAUCGGCGGAUCUGUUCCUUUUCUAUGGGAAGAAGCUCCGGGAAAGCCAAAGGCUCGCUCUUCCGUUAGAAAACCGCCGAGAUCGAAUCGCGCCGGAGAAAAAAGAGGAGCCGUCGGGAGAAGCUUGGACCUUCCUCCGAGACUGCUUUUGCCUGUAGAGUCUUGCAAAUCGGAAAACGAGCCUUCUCCGACCACUGUUCUCGACGGUCCGUACGAUUUGCGUCACCGUUCGCUGUCGCUUCCGAGAUCAGCGUAUGUAGUAAGGAAGUUGAGAGGUGUCCCUGCGCCGGUGCCGGCGAAGGAGAAGAGAUUGUUUGGGUCUAGUAGAUGGGGAAGUUUCGGGAAAUGUAAAGACGUGUCCGAGGGUAUAUUCGACUUUUCACGUUUUAGAGACGGUGGCUGUGAUUGCCGGAAGGGUUGGACCGGAGGAGUAAGUGAUUUCUCCGGCGACGGCGGUACAAAAGCGAAACUUUUUAGACUAAAAAGGAAAGGAAACCUUUUUAACCUCUCUCAUGCAACAAAGUCAGAGUUCUGGGAAAGGGUUUACGAAGGGUUUAAGCAAGUGAUUCCAUGGAGACGUAAGCAAGAGAAUCUAUAAAGGAUGGAUUCUUCCACUAUUUAAAUCGAUCUCUCUUAAAUUUCCUCUAAUUGAUCUACUAAAAAAUUAGUCAUCUCUUGUAUGUAUACUACUUUAUUUAUAUGUAUAUUCUGCUAAUGAAACAUCAUAUAUUAUAAAU